Molecule: messenger RNA, 3837 nt
Organism: Talaromyces rugulosus
Lineage: Eukaryota; Fungi; Ascomycota; Eurotiomycetes; Eurotiales; Trichocomaceae
Exons: 3
Coding region: 1-3837 (1278 amino acids)
Biological process (GO): intracellular sterol transport
Cellular component (GO): endoplasmic reticulum membrane; cortical endoplasmic reticulum; mitochondrion
Molecular function (GO): sterol binding; sterol transfer activity
Source: RefSeq, a predicted model, not a curated record
AUGGAUGACGCCCAGGAAUUGUCGACAAAUUCUCAUCAUUCCGGCGGUUUGAAGAAGGUUUUCUCACGGUCGAAUCGGAGCCAGACGACACAUGAAACCGAGAGUACCCAGGGUUCCGCUCGAAGCAAUGACCGCUCAUCAGCCGACUCGACGCUAGACAAACGCCCAGCAACCGCCGGUGGUGGUGAGCUGACGGUGGAGGACUCGCCCAAUCGGUUAUCGAAACUUCUUACCUCUCGUAGGAAGAAGAAGAACAACAACAACAACAAAACUAUAGAAUCUAUCCCAUCUGCUGAUUCCUUGGUGGAGGGCGACGAUGACGAACCGGGUCCUUUUCCACCGCUACCCUCGGAGGAAUUUGUCCCUUCUGAAUCCCGUGGAAAUACUGCCGGCUUUAACCAGAGUAAUGUUAGCAUCAACCUGUUGACCGAUGAUUCGGAAACCGACCACACGCCUCCUCUGACGUCACAAGAUUCUCACGUUGGUUAUUUGACUACAUCGUCUCCAUUGAUAAAGACCACGCCAGUGGACGACACGGACGAUACUCGUUCGGCCUCUUCGACAUCGCCCUCGCGGCGCCAUAGCAUUUCUGCCCCAGAAGUCUCUUCCCCCGGCCAUCUUGGAUUCACGGCCACAAUAUCUGGCCCUCCAUCAGAUAGUUCCAGGAAACAAAGUGUCUCCCCCGGGAGACGAUUGAAAGAUGCAUUCAAGCCUUCACAGAGUAAGAAGAGCCCAGGUGUGAGCCCCGACCGAGAAUCAUCCCAAUCUAGCGAGAGUCAAGGAAGGAAAUCACAAAGUAUCUUCGCCAAUAGUCGGCGAAGCAGCCUGUCCGAGAGACGAGCUGGGAAGCGUUCGCAAAGCCCACCACCUCCGCUACCAAAGCCGAUCAUCGUUGACUCUGUUCCGCCCCCGAAACCCCAGUCACCUGCUAGUACAAGUUCUGUCAAAACACCUACCGCAAGAGAUGUUGCGAGAGUCGUAACUACUGUCACACCGCCUACACCAACUGAUUCCAGCAAUGGGUUUGCUCCUCAGCUGACAGAUUCACCGGAAUCUAUCAAGUCCAAAGGUGCAGAAUUCCCCCCUGGAACAGUGGUCAGUCCGUCGGGGAACAUGAUAUCUCACCGUCGCGUAAGAUCCGCCGGAGCUGUUUCUCAUCCUCCGAGCAAGCUAUCACAAUCGACAAUUCUGACGCCUAUGAUCGAAGAGACUAGGGCUAUGGGUUCUCGCUCGCCGUCAGGCGCCCAGAAUGGAUUUUUCUCUUCGGUACUUUCGGCGGCCCAGAAUGCUGCUUCCUCACUCAGCGGUAGUCUGGGUGGUCCAAAUAAAAACCGCAGUGUCACCUCGCCAACCGAUAUGGAUAAGGACCAGACUUCUACAGAUGUGAUUGCAGAGGGUGAAAAAGAAGCACAUGCGGAUCCAGCAUCGCAAGAUGCUAGCGAGGAUGCGAAAAGGGAACUCGCGGUCAACACUCUUGGUACUGGGGAUUUGGACUUUAGCCAUUUGGAUGUAGACUCCGCGGCUGGCGGUGUUGUGACAACAAAAGACGGAGUUGUGAUUACCAAACCCGACACGUCAACAGAUAGCCAAGCGACAAAGAGGGAUCAGAUGUCGGCUCGUAUUGAAGAUUUGCGAGCAGCUAGGGCCGUAUCAAUGGCAUACGAGAAACCAUCCGAGCUCGCAUCCACCCCUGCAGGAUCUACGCCGGAAGAGGGCGGUGAACAAAAGUCGAUUGGACUUCCCUUGACCAAACAAACCAGCGGAGAGCACACACCGCCAGGGGGGAGCACAAUUGAAGGCGAGACACCAAAUAGCUUGAGACGUACCGGAAGUGUGCGCAGCCGGCUAGCUCGCCGUCAUCGCCGUUCUUCAGGAGCGACCGGGUCCACUAUAGGUGCUAUCGGACUAAACGCAGUAUCACUGGGAUUGCCGAAUGGAAACUCAACGGCGCCACGUUUGACUGGUUUUGCUGUUGCAAGCAAAAAGCGCAACCGUGAAUACCACCAGCUCUUCCGAAGCGUCCCCGAGGACGAUUUUUUGAUAGAGGAUUAUAGCUGUGCGUUGCAGCGUGAUAUCAUCCUUGCUGGUCGAAUCUACAUAUCUGAAGGCCACAUUUGUUUCUCGAGCAACAUCCUGGGUUUUGUAACAACCUUAGUCAUCAGCUUUGAUGAGAUUGUCGCCAUUGAGAAGGAGAAUACCGCCAUGGUAUUUCCAAAUGCAAUCGCCAUUCAAACUCUACAUUCUCGACAUACCUUCCGCAGCUUGCUUAGCCGCGAAGCAACAUACGACUUGAUGGUCAACAUAUGGAAAAUCAAUCACCCUUCAUUACGAAGCUAUCUCAAUGGUAUGAGGAUCGACGAAGGUCUUGGUGACAAGACUGAGAAGGCCAACGAAAGCGAUGUUGCUAGUGAUUUGGAGGAUGAAGAUGAAAUUUACGAUGAGGACGAGGACAACGAGGACGACAGCUCAGAAGAUGGCGGUGAGGAUACCAUGACCGAAAACAAAAAUGCCGAAUCAGGUAAACAAGUGAGCCGAAAGGCUUCCGGUCUGACUACGAACGCACUGGGCCAGGGGGCAGCCUCAGCCCCCGCCCUAGCCACAUUGGAUGCAGGCGUCGCCGCGAAUUCUGGGUCUUCUGAAGGCAAUGGAAACGAGUUUCCUGGACCGUCUACACACCCCGCAACGGAAUACAAUGAUGCCGGAGGUCGGUAUGACAAAGUUGUCAAGGAAGAUAUUAUCCCUGCACCCCUGGGUAAGGUGUACAGUCUGGUAUUUGGGCCCGCGUCUGGAACCUUCAUGACCAAGUUUAUGGUGGAGGAUCAGAAAUCCCUCGAAUUGCAACUUGAAGACGACAAGAAAGGAUUGAACAAUGCGAACAAGUCUCGCCAGUACUCAUAUAUCAAGCCAUUGAAUGCACCCAUCGGCCCCAAGCAGACGAAAUGUAUCAGCAACGAAAUGCUUGAUCUACUCGAUCUAGAAAAGGCGGUCCUCGUGACUCUUUCAACCCAGACCCCUGACGUCCCUAGUGGCAACAUCUUCACGGUCAAAACGAAAUAUCUUUUCACCUGGGCAGCAAACAACCAAACCAAGUUUUUCAUGUCUUGCGCCAUCGAAUGGACAGGGAAGAGUUGGUUAAAAGGGCCAAUUGAAAAAGCGGCUAUCGAUGGCCAGAUGGGCUUCGGUAACGAUCUCGUGAGGGCUCUGAAAACGGCAGUACAAAGCCGUGCCGUUGGUGCAAAAGGCGCCAAAACAAAAGGUCGCCGUAAGAAAGGCGCCGUCGACGCAGGCGAAAAUGUGGCUGUGGCGGCUGCAGCUGCUAGCGCCGCUCUCGACGCCAACAAAAGGGAUCAUCAAGGAUGGGGUUUACUGGAACCUCUUCGCGGUCCGUUGCAACCGGUUGUGAGCAUUUUCAAUCCACUCUGGAGCGCUCAGGUUGCGAUUGGAAUCAUUGCAUUUUUGUUGUUCACCAUAUACUCCAAGGGCCUGACUGGGCCAUCAGUACUAUCAUCCGACAUGACUCGCCUCAAACUGACUCCUCCACAGCGCCUCGCUGCUUAUGAAGAGAUGUGGCGCGCCGAGGAGAACGAGCUGUGGAAAUGGCUCGAAGAUCGGGUAGGGCUGGAUGGGAUCAGCUUCCCGGGCAGCAGUCAGAACCAUGACUCCAAGCUACGGCCACAGAAACGUAGUCAAAAACCCUUUAGUCAAUAUCUGGCCUCAAAAAUUGACGAUGAACAAAUAUCGCAGCGUGAGAUGAACUAUGCGAUCGGCGUUGUUCGAGAUCGCCUCGAGAAACUUGAACAAGUGGUAGGCGAGCCAAAUGAUCAAGGUCCCCGAUAG